Molecule: messenger RNA, 1728 nt
Organism: Melanotaenia boesemani (Boeseman's rainbowfish)
Lineage: Eukaryota; Metazoa; Chordata; Actinopteri; Atheriniformes; Melanotaeniidae
Gene: rad23b
Product: RAD23 homolog B, nucleotide excision repair protein
Exons: 10
Coding region: 131-1309 (392 amino acids)
Biological process (GO): nucleotide-excision repair; proteasome-mediated ubiquitin-dependent protein catabolic process
Cellular component (GO): cytosol; nucleoplasm
Molecular function (GO): polyubiquitin modification-dependent protein binding; proteasome binding; ubiquitin binding
Source: RefSeq, a predicted model, not a curated record
GUAGAAGAAGACAACCGAAUAGUCAUGGCGGCUGACAGUUUGUAAUGAUACAACGAAAAACAGUUAAGAUUCUUGCAAGUUGGAUUUACCCGAUUUAACCAGGCCAGGAGGUCAACACUCAACCGACAACAUGCAGAUCACGUUGAAGACUUUACAACAACAGACGUUCAAAAUCGAUAUCGACGAAGAGGAAACGGUGAAAACAUUAAAGGAGAGGAUUGAACAGGAGAAGGGGAAGGACAAUUUUUCAGUUGCAGGCCAGAAACUUAUAUAUGCUGGUAAAAUCCUUAGCGAUGACACAGCUCUUAAGGAAUACAAAAUCGAUGAGAAGAACUUUGUUGUCGUCAUGGUGACAAAGCCUAAAACAGCCUCAGCCAACCCACAGUCUCCACCAGCUGCUUCAGCCCCCAGCACUACAGUUCCUGCGACAACCCCCGCUUCAUCCACCAGUUCAGACAAACCAGCAGAGAGCACCUCUACUGACGACAAACCAGAGGAGAAACCAUCUUCGACAGCUGAACCUUCUUCCACCCCUGUUGGAAGUUCGGAGGUUUCAACCAACACAAACUUGAUCAAUGAAGCUGUUUCAACUCUAGUGACAGGCUCAUCAUAUGAUACCAUGGUAAACGAGAUGAUGCUCAUGGGCUACGAGCGGGAGCAGGUGGUGGCAGCUAUGAGAGCAAGCUUCAACAACCCCGACCGAGCUGUGGAAUACCUCCUUUCAGGAAUCCCAGGCAGAGAUCAGGGCGCAGCAACAGGACCGGAUGCGGCGGCGCCUCCAGUAAGUGGAGCUCCAGCUGCACCUGCUGGUGGCAUUGGUAUUCCUGCCAACACUGGCUCUUCACCAAGUGCAGGGGGAGAUAAUCCCUUGAGCUUCCUUAGAAAUCAGCCUCAGUUCCACGUCAUGCGCCAACUGAUCCAGCAGAAUGCUGCCCUGCUUCCAGCCCUGCUGCAGGAGAUUGGCAGGGAGAACCCAGAGCUCCUGCAGGAGAUCAGCAACCACCAAGAGCAGUUCAUUCAGAUGCUGAAUGAGCCCAAUCCUGAUCCAGUGCCAGCAGGUGGGGGAGGUGGGCCAGGAGGAGCAGGGGGAGCUGGAGGAGCUGGAGGAGCUGGAGGGAUAGGAGGUGAUACUGCUGGUGGAAGUCAUAUGAGCUAUAUCCAGGUCACGCCGCAGGAGAAAGAGGCCAUUGAGAGGCUAAAAGCUUUGGGAUUUCCAGAGGGACUUGUUAUACAAGCCUACUUUGCCUGUGAGAAGAACGAGAACUUGGCUGCCAACUUCCUUUUACAACAGAAUUUUGAUGAUGAUUGAAGGAAGCUUUGUUGUUGUUUUCAUGCUUUUUCUUUCUUUUUUUUUCUUUUUUGAUUGCUGAUGUUCAAUAUAUGUGUUCAAUAAGCUUUUUAAUUUCCAAAAUACAUUUUAUUCACCACUUUCACAUUCAACUGUUGUGUUAACACUGGAUCAUUAUCAGCUGAUGGCUGUUGUUCAUCAACAGGUUAAAAUAGGGCAAUGAUUAAAAUCUUGUAAUUUUUGCAUCAGAAUUCACUUUGUGCCAUUUUUUAAACUUUUCUCAUUUAAGUCAAACAUGAUUUUUACUUUAAGUUUGGUUUGGAAUAGUCUUAUGUUUUACAUUGUAAAUGAGUCAAAUUCAGGGUAAAUCGAAGAGGUUAUAACAGUAUUCCUGCAUUCUUUAUGGAAAUAUAAAAAAUAAAGUUGAACAAAACAAGUAA